AUGCACUCCGCUGUGUUCCAUUGCUCGUGGGUGCUCGGCGCCGCCUUCUCCGCCGACGGCUCGCACGUGGUCACCUGCUCCUCUGACCAGACCGUGCGCAACUGGGACCUGACGACGGGCGCCUCGGUGCAGACCCUUGCGGACAGCCACUCGGACCAGGCGUGGGGCGUCGCCUUCGACCCGAGCGGCGGCCGCUUCUGCUCAGUGGGCGACGACCGGGCGAUCCGCGUGUUUGAGGCGACCGUGGCGGGGGGCGAGUGA
Molecule: messenger RNA, 261 nt
Organism: Emiliania huxleyi CCMP1516
Lineage: Eukaryota; Haptophyta; Isochrysidales; Noelaerhabdaceae
Exons: 2
Coding region: 1-261 (86 amino acids)
Cellular component (GO): Cdc73/Paf1 complex
Molecular function (GO): protein binding
Source: RefSeq, a predicted model, not a curated record